Molecule: messenger RNA, 2440 nt
Organism: Pungitius pungitius (ninespine stickleback)
Lineage: Eukaryota; Metazoa; Chordata; Actinopteri; Perciformes; Gasterosteidae
Product: secretory phospholipase A2 receptor-like
Exons: 5
Coding region: 787-1764 (325 amino acids)
Source: RefSeq, a predicted model, not a curated record
UGUGUGUGUGUGAGAAGCAAGAUUUAGAAAAGAGUGACAGGGGACUAGAUGUGGAUUAUUGUGAGCAUCUGCUGGAGUCUGACGGGCAGGACGAUGAGCGACGGGUUGGUUGAUGACCUCACAGCUGAAACAGGACACACAAAGACAGGUGGCAGGAAAUAGACAGAGACAAGCCAGUUCUGUGUUGGGACACAUUGAGAUCCCGUCCCGGGGUUCUUCUUCCUUUUCAUGAUUAAUAAAUCUUUAUCUUUGAACAAACCUUUUGCUGCCACUUGGGAGUGUGACGCUAUUCAUCUGUGUGUCCAUAUGGGGACAUUCGAAGGAAACAGGAAAAGGUUGUGCAGGCGAUGAUACGUCAGCAGGCUCUAACUACGUGUUUACAUGUUAAAAAUGCAACAUUUUCGUGAUAGUCAAAUACCACCUGAUGUAGGCAAAAGCAAGCAGCAAACAUUUCCAUAUAGACAAAUAGGAAAAGUUCUUUGGUAAAACCUACAGCACAUAAGAGGCAAUGAGACGUCCUGCAGAAGUGCACUUCAUCUCCUCCAAAGAAACACCUGCACACCAGGUAAGAACACUAGUUGGGACAUUUGGGCUUCAUGUAGCGUUUUUAUUUCAUCCAGCUAACAAGCAUUUGUGUAAUGUGCAAUAACCACAGUGAGACCCUGUGUGUACAUAAACAUUUACUUUCUUAGUUACAAGUAUAUUCAGUUACUGUGGGUUUUUGCAUUUAUUUCUUCUUUUUUUGUCUUAUUAUUAAUAUAUAUUCUUCUUGUUGUUUUUUUUACCAUGUAUCUUGUGUGUACUUUCAUAGAAGAAACUAUGCUCCGCCUGGUGAUUCUACUGCUCGCUUCAAGUUGCGUCACUCUGUGUUCACUCUUCUCCCGAGAGUAUCACCUGAUAAACGAGCAUAAGACAUGGGACGGGGCCCGAGCUUACUGCAGACAGAACCACAGUGAUCUCGCCACCAUCGGCAACAGGGACGACCUGGACAUACUUAGGAACAUGACCAACGCCAUCGGCUGGACUAAGGACACCUGGAUUGGACUUAGAAUGGGCACGGGGUUCUCCUGGAAGUGGUCCGUAGGAGAGCCUGAGAACAUUGCUGUGUACACUAACUGGGCCGCUGCACCAGGCUCGGGUUCCUGUGGCAGCGUGGCGGUUGGUGGGAAAUGGCUCGCAGCCUCCUGUGGAUCAACACUGGGGUUUAUCUGUAAGGAAGGUAAGGGCCUCGCUUUGUUAGUUGUUUCUACAGAGGUGUCCUGGUGGGAAGCCCGGCAGCACUGCCUGCAGAGAGGUACUGACUUGGCCGUCGUCAGGAACCAGGCGGAAAACCAGAUGUUACGGAGCAUGUUUAAUGAAAGCAAAGCUUUCUGGGUGGGUUUGUUCAGAGAUGAGUGGCAAUGGUCGGACCAGAGCGACAGUUCUUUCCGAUCCUGGGAGAUCGCUCAGCCAAACAGCGAUGGAUCAUGUGCAUUGCUUAACAUGCCCAACACAUGGUUUGACAGAGCUUGUGGUAACCGCUAUCCUUUCAUCUGUCACACCGAAAAAGAAGUAAGAAAACAGACCAUUGUGAAGGUGGAAAUGAAGUCAAAUUCAGACCUGAAUGACCCGACUGUGAGUGAAGCCAUUCUGAACCAAAUCCAACAGAAGUACGGCAUGGUCAAGCUUCAAUGGAGAAUCCAGCCGGACGGAAAGAUUUUCCACAAAAAAGAAAAGAAGGAAAUCAAAGAAACCUGUAAAAAUAAAGUAAAGUCGACGUUAUGAAAUGAUCUGCAGUGCAAAACAAGACUUGACAAUUACUCCUGAAAACAUGCAAAGGCACCUUAAGGGUGAAAGAUAAAAUUACAGUAACAUCAUGAGAAGUAAAAAAAAAAAUUAUGUUUUUUUUUUUUUUAAAUGCUCUUUGGAAAGAGACUUUGUUGCAUUUGACAAAUACAUUUUUUCAAGUCUUUUUAAGUUUUUAAGUCAAUAACGUAGCAUUUUUAAUACCCUGCAGUUAGGAUACGUGUUGAAAUGUAUCUGAGAAGCAUUAUAUAUAUUUCAUUAUGUAGGUUUAGUAAGUGAUAGAAAGAUGUCUCACCUUUUAGGUGUUUCCUACUCCCUUCUAAACGUAUCUUACAUCUUUAUUUUAUUCAGAAUUUGUUUGUUUUCUUAUAUUUUGUUGCAUAUUUUAUCUAAUAUAUUUAUUACAUGAUAUUUAUAAUAGUUUUGAUAUGAAUUAAAAUCUUUAACUGCAAAGUAAUAAUGUGUGUUUGAUACUUUUUUUGCAUUGAAUCAUACUCGAAUGAUUACUGAAACUGGCCCUACCGAAAACAAUCCACCAGCCGCCACUGGGCCUAGAUGUGGAUUAUUGUGAGCAUCUGCUGGAGUCUGACGGGCAGGACGAUGAGCGACGGGUUGGUUGAUGACCUCACAGCUGAAACAGGACACACAAAGACAG